Messenger RNA from Candoia aspera, 756 nucleotides. It is a transcript of the gene TAGLN2, whose product is annotated as transgelin 2. The coding region runs from base 134 to 733 and encodes 199 amino acids. The transcript has 5 exons. Gene Ontology annotation, cellular component: actin cytoskeleton. NCBI's taxonomy places the organism in Eukaryota, Metazoa, Chordata, Lepidosauria, Squamata, Candoiidae. The record is from RefSeq and is a predicted model, not a curated record. Gene Ontology annotation, biological process: actin filament organization. Gene Ontology annotation, molecular function: actin filament binding.
AGCGCUGACAUCAGCCUUAAAAAGCCAGCGCCGGGGCGUGGGAGGCGAGUGUAAGGCGCGGCUUUGGUUAAUCCGGCGGCGCUCGCAGCUACUCGGCGGGAAGAAGUUUUUGGACACCCACCACCCACCCAUCAUGGCAAACCGAGGCCCUGCUUAUGGACUUAGUCGGGAAGUUCAGCAAAAGAUUGACCGGCAGUACGAUCCUGAGCUGGAACAGAUUCUCAUCCAGUGGAUUGGGGCCCAGUGCGGGCCAGAGAUCGGGGAGCCCCAGCCGGGCAAAGAAAACUUCCAGAAAUGGCUGAAAGAUGGCACGGUGCUCUGCCUGCUGAUCAACAGCCUUUAUCCUAAGGGCCAGGGACCUGUGGCCAAGAUCCAGUCUUCUAGCAUGGCCUUCAAACAGAUGGAGCAGGUUUCUAAGUUCUUGCGCGCAGCCGAGCAGUAUGGCAUCCUUGCCUCGGACAUAUUCCAAACUGUGGAUUUAUGGGAAGGGAAAAACAUGGCCUGCGUGCAGAGGACCCUGAUGAACCUGGGCGGCUUGGCAGUCUCCAAAGGAGAUGGCUUCUUUGCGGGGGACCCCAACUGGUUUCCAAAGAAAUCCCAGGAGAAUCGCCGGGCCUUCUCGGACGACCAACUCCGAGAGGGGCAGAAUGUCAUCGGGCUGCAGAUGGGGACGAACCGAGGGGCUUCCCAGGCGGGCAUGACAGGCUACGGGAUGCCGCGUCAGAUCCUCUGAGCCCGGCCGCCCUGGCCUCCUCC